Molecule: messenger RNA, 1500 nt
Organism: Aethina tumida (small hive beetle)
Lineage: Eukaryota; Metazoa; Arthropoda; Insecta; Coleoptera; Nitidulidae
Product: spidroin-2
Exons: 4
Coding region: 526-1413 (295 amino acids)
Source: RefSeq, a predicted model, not a curated record
AGUUGCACCAACUUAAAUUAAAGCAGUGCGAAGUUCGGUCGCACCCGACCCACCCCACACGGCCGCCGGUAAUUACUGAGCGCCCCCGCCGAACAUUUUUAAACAGUCCCGAUACGUUCCAAUUAAAUUCGACGCCGAUCCGAAAUAAAGGAAGUACAGGUGUUGGGGCCGCCCCGUUAAUUUAUUUCCGGGCGGUAACCGCAACGGCAACCGAUAUAUAAAUUCUCGCAAUUUGUGCAGUAUCAUUUAAACGGGAUUAUAAAGGUUGCGGGGGUCGUAUUUGACCUCUUUCGGGUACCGGAUAACAUCAAUUUGGACUUUCUUAAAUUCGGUCGUCACGUAAGCUCCCCGAUCGUAAAGUACCGUGAGCUACAAUUACCGGUUUAAAUUUUGUGUUGUGUGAUGUGAUUUCGCCGGUUUAAUUAGCGGUGCACACGUAAAAAGCAAAAAAGACACAACAACCAGCUCGAUGACAAAUUUAAGAUCCAUGUCAUGAAAAAUCGAUAAGUUUCUGCCCCAAAUCAAAUGUUUUCACGCUGCUGUCUAGGAUAUCGAUGUUUCUGGCCAAGUCUGUGUUGUCCACUACCGUGUUCUAGACCUUGUUCUCCACAAAGCUGUUGUACGUCAUCAAGAUGUAAGUGUAGGAGUAUAGUAAAGCCUAUUUUGGAACCCUUAACUGGACCUUACGGCGGCUCGGAUGACUCUAAGAAAAAAUCCAAAAAGAAUGGCAAAGGUGGCGGCUCCGGCUCUGGCAAAGGUAAAGGCAAAGGCAAAGGCAAAGGCAAAAAGUCAAAACGAGAUUCGAGCGCAUCCUACGACGAAGACGGGGAUCAAAAAGUGAAAGGCGAUGGAACAGGAGGUGAGGGAAUGUACGACGCAGCCGGCAACUACAUCGGACCUGACGGCUACGGACAGGGAGGCUACGGUGGCAUGGGUGCCGCCGGUUACGGAAUGGGAGGCUACGGCAUGGGAGGCUACGGCGGCAUGGGUGCCGCCGGUUACGGAAUGGGCGGCUACGGCGGCAUGGGACCCGGAGGCUAUGGAAUGGCGGCCUACGCCGCCAUGGGCGCCGGUGGCUUCGGACCCGGAGGCGCCAAGAACCACAUUUGCCUCUGCCCGCAUCCGAAGCCGAAGGCGGUUUGUAAAUGCAAGAACCCGAAGAUCGACCCCAACGCUCAAUCAAACAAACCUUGUUCGUUCACUAACACGGCUCUCGGCACCGCCAACGCGGGGCCGCAGGCAGGCCAAAGAAGGGGGUCGUGGACCGCAGGCCAGCCCAACGCGUCGCUGCCCAGAUGUACUUGCGUCCCGAACAAAGUGGGCACGCAACUGGCGUCCGGUGACGUUAAUAUGGUACUGCCGACGGGGCCCAAGAUGUGCACCUGCGUACCACAACGAGGCGUCCGACAAUAGGUUGUCUAUCGAAAAUUUUAUGUACCCCAAUAUCCUAACAGCAAUACUUACAUUACAAAUAAACUUGCCAGAAGAUUUGUAAUAAUA